CGUGUACUUUAAAGUUGAGAAUCUCACGUUCAGUUCAAUUGUUGCUCUGUCAAAGAAUAGUUUAACUAAAAAGUCGAAAAUGCAAUACGCUCUGCUACUUGCCUUAGUUGGAUUUCUACUUGGAGCUGCAAAUGCCCAAUGGCCGGCCAACCAGAUAAGCGUCCAGGUGCAAAACGCUCAGAAGAUAAAUGCGAAGCUGCAAGAAAAACUCAACGAGCUGCAAAUCAAGUUGGCCGAGAAUCGUUACAAGGACGAGCUGAUUAAAUCCAUGCAAGAGACAAACAACUUUCUGACCAAGCAGUGCGGCACAACGUGCACAAGUGUGUCUGCCGUGCAAUUGAAGGACAAAAUCAGCGAACUGAAGGCCAACAUCGAGUCGUACAAGCAAAUGCUGAACAAUAAUCAAACCUCGCGGGUGAACGCUGCUCAGCAACAGCUGAAAAAAUGUCUCGGCCAACUGGUCCCGAAAAAUCCAGACUCAAGUGCACCCAAUACAGAGACAGUCGAGAAGCCUCAAGCGGCAGCAACCAGCUGCUUACCCAUGGGCUAUAGAUCAGGCUUGCAAACAAUCCAACUGCCUGGCAAUUCGCCGAUCACCGUGCUCUGCGAUGGCAGCACAGCAGGUCCUGGCUGGACGGUCAUCCAGCGCAGAUUCGAUGGCAGCGUGGACUUUUACAGAAGCUGGCAUGAGUAUAUCGAGGGCUUUGGCCAAAACAACUCCGAAUUCUUUAUCGGCUUGGAGAAACUCUAUCGCAUCACUAGCUAUCAGCCGCAUGAGCUGUAUAUCCACAUGGAGGAGUUUAAUGGAAAAACCAGCUUCGCUCGCUAUAGUCGUUUCGAGAUUGGCAAUGAAAUCGCAAAGUUCGAAUUGAAACAGUUGGGCAGCGUAACCGGCAGUGCCCAGGACAAGCUCUCCAAAAGUGUCCAGAUGAAGUUCACAACAUUCGAUCAGGACAACGACUCGAGUGCGGAUCAAAAUAAUGCUGUCCAUUACCAUGGUGCCUGGUGGUAUACCAAGGAUCUGUCUGGCAGCAGCAAUUUAAAUGGAAAGUAUUUUAACUAUGAAACCAGUAAUUAUCAAGGAAUGUACUGGAGUCGGGACAGAACUCUCAAAUCAGUUAAAAUGCUUAUUCGUCCGACCCAUGCGGCUUAAAUGAAGGAAAACAGCAUCUUUUUUUAUCACUUACAUUUAAAAAUCAAUUAAUAAAUUGCUGAAAAUGUCAA
Drosophila montana is the source of this 1224-nucleotide messenger RNA. Its product is annotated as ficolin-1-like. Lineage: Eukaryota; Metazoa; Arthropoda; Insecta; Diptera; Drosophilidae. The transcript has 3 exons. Bases 80 to 1153 code for a protein of 357 amino acids. The record is from RefSeq and is a predicted model, not a curated record.